Leptopilina heterotoma is the source of this 2918-nucleotide messenger RNA. Its product is annotated as putative transcription factor p65 homolog. Bases 218 to 2044 code for a protein of 608 amino acids. The record is from RefSeq and is a predicted model, not a curated record. Gene Ontology annotation, biological process: canonical NF-kappaB signal transduction; regulation of DNA-templated transcription; inflammatory response. Gene Ontology annotation, molecular function: DNA-binding transcription factor activity; DNA binding. NCBI's taxonomy places the organism in Eukaryota, Metazoa, Arthropoda, Insecta, Hymenoptera, Figitidae. The transcript has 2 exons. Gene Ontology annotation, cellular component: cytoplasm.
CUCCCCCCCACUUUUUCAAAAGAAAAAUACCACUAAAUCAUUGUCCAUCGCAAUCCCUUAAUUACCUCUUAAGUUUUCACUUUAGUUUCCUGCCUGACUCUCUUUCGAUCGCAUCGAAAAUUCGUGAACAAACUUGUCCAUGUUUUUUUUCUACUUUUAAUUUGGCACAAGUGACGAAAAAAAAAUUGAAAUCGUGAUAGUGAAUAUUUUGUGAAAAAUGAUGCCGGUGAAUAGUUACGAAUAUCCGGAAAGUCGACCUUCUUGGGACAAAAAUUUUCCAUUCGUGACGAUAAUAGAACAUCCUUCACAUUCAUUACGUUUUCGUUAUGAGUGCGAACGACGGUGCGCUGGAAGAAUUUUGGGUGAAAACAGUGUUGCGGAGAGAAGAACUUUUCCUACGAUUCAAAUCCAUGGAUAUAAGGGGCCAGUGGUUAUUGUUGUGUCAUGUGUUACUAGGGACAAUCCACCGCGACCUCAUCCGCAUAGUAUUAUGGGGAAGAAUUCAUCCGCGAAUGGAAUAUAUUCGUUGAAGAUGAACAUUGUCGAUGGGAUCGUGACUUUCACGCAUUUAGGAAUUCAGUGCAUGAAGAAGAAACAAGUCGCGGCUGCUCUCGAAAUUCGCAAACGGGAAAAUGUCGAUCCGUACGGAACUGGAUUUGAGCACAUGGAAUAUCCCGAUUCUAUUGAUCUCAAUUCGGUUAGGCUCUGCUUUCAGGUUUUCAUCCAAGGUCCCCAGAAGAAGUUCAAUGUGCCUUUGAAGCCCAUAGUCAGUAAUCCGAUUUACGACAAAAAGGCGAAUGAGGACCUGGUAAUCUGCAAACUAAGCGUGUGUAGUGCUCCAGUUUCGGGCGGCACCGAAGUGAUCCUCCUGUGCGGAAAAAUAAGUCGCGACGACAUUCGAAUCCGCUUCUUCGAGGUGCGGAACGAUUGGCUAUUCUGGGAGGGUUUCGCCGACUUCCAACCGGUUAAUGUUCAUAAACAAGUGGCGAUUGUCUUUCGUACCCCGGCCUACUGCAACCAGGACAUUACCGAACCGGUUGGGGUGCAAAUUCAACUGCAAAAGAAAUCCGACGGUUCGACUAGCAAACCCCUGCCGUUCAUCAUGCUUCCGAUGGAAAUGGGAGACACGAAUAUGCUGAAGCGAAAACGGGCCCGAUUCGACUUCACCCCUAAGUCCUUCAUGCUGAAGCAAAUGGAAAUCCAGGCGGAGAAGCGCAGCGCGAUAGUGAACCAGUCCCUACUGCUCAACUUCCCAAAUUCUAAGGAUCAAAUUCCGCAAGGACCAAUGUUCCACAACCAAGCCGCGAGUCUUCCUGAAAACAACUUCCCCCCUCGGGACCUCAACAUCCACUGUGACCAAACCAUUCACGAAACUUACGGAACCCCUGUUCCACCUCCCGUUCCAACACCGGUUCCAACACCCGUUCUAGCACCCGUCCCCCAACCGCGAAAUUCCCUCAUCGAAACCACAAACAACAAUGCCAAAGAACCUAAAGCAAAAGCCUCCCGCAAAAAAACAACCCCCAGGGCAAGAGUGCAAAAACCGCCCGAGGCUCCUCAACCAGAACCACGUCGUCGUUUCGAAACCCCGCCACCGAAUGUCACGAUGAAUUCAUACGCGUAUCGUGACACACCACUGCCUAGACCCUGGCAAGAGAUGGAAAGGUAUCCGACGUAUUCGCAUCAGCAACAACAACAACAACAACAAGCUGUUGACAUGAACUCCUAUAUGAACAACCUUCCUUCCUGUGACUACGAUCCUCGGGGUGCAGCUCUUAAUUUCGAUCCUCAACAAACUCUCGACAAUUCGGACACUAUUUCGGACAAUCUCUCCAAGGGACUCUCAAUAUCGGACGAAAUUCAGGAUACCUUUCAGAAUAUUCAUGAAUUGAAUAGAAAUGUGGAGGAGAGUCAGCAACGCAUCAAUGGAAAGUACAUGGCGAACUAUGCUCCCAAUCAGGCCAGUGCGAAUGGUUCCAAUUGGAACGGUGUUAUGGGACAGGUCUACGAGAAUCAACCGAAUGAGAAUAAUUUCUUUACGUAAUUCCAAUCAACUACAGUGCUAAAAAAGCAGUGUUUCGAGAGCUUCCAACCAUGGAACCAGUGCGUUUGUUAAGAAAACUUUCUAUAAAUAAAUAAACAUAUGUAAAUAUGUAUAUAACUCUAAAGUUUCAAAUUCUUUUUUUAAAUAACAUUCAUUUACAAUUGAAUUAUUAUUUUUAUUUUAUUAUUAUUAUUAAUUUUUUAAUUUUUAUUUUUAUUAAUAUUAUUAUUAUUAUUAUUAUUAAUUAUUACAACCUAUUACUGUAAACAAUUAUUGUUACUGUAAAUUAUAAAGAUAAUUGUCAGUAUUAUUUACUUUAUUAUUGUGAACAUUAGUAAUUAAUUGAUAUACAGACAAAUUAUUAGUCUACAAAUUAUGCCUUCGUAUUAAUUAAUAUAAAAGAUAAUUUCAAGAAAAUAUGAAAUUAUAAUAAUAUAUAUAUAAUAAAGUAAUAGAAUUUAUUUUUUGGUAAAACAUUGUAAGAUGAAAAAUUAAAAAUAAUUAAUUUUUCAUAUUAACUGCAAUUUGUUUUAAAAUAUUUACAGUAUUAUAUAUACCUAAUAUUUUUUGUUUAUAAAUUUUUUGUCUGUCGAAAGAGGACGCAGCUGUGCUGUAGAAUUAUAAAUUAACAAGUUUUUAAUUAUUAUUUUUUUUGUUUUAAUACUUUGACUUUUGGAUAAUUGCGAUAUUUGUAUUUUUUUCAAAAUUCAAAACUUGAAAUAUAAGGAAAUUUUUCGAUAAAUAUAUUGAAAGUAAAGCUUUAAAAGCUCAAUUUAAUGACAAAUGUAAAUAAUUAAUAUAAUUUUGUAAAGGGGAAUUUUUCUCCAUUUUAUAAACCUUGGAAUCCUUGGAAAUAAAAUUGAUCUUUCACGAA